AUGGAACUUAGAACUAGUAUGGAACUUUUGCUUUUGAUACUUGAAAGAUGGAUAUUAGAAGAUGAGGAUGGUGAUUAUGAUGAUGAGCUUGGUUUGUUUGAUGUUCCUAUCGCUGAGAGAUUGAGUCAUAGAACAGAUCGAGGAGCAGGAUGGCGACAUGUUCAACAACUUAUGUAUGAAUCUGAUCAGCAAUGUUAUGACAUUCUUCGAAUGAAUCAAAGGACUUUUGAAGCUUUGUGCAAGAUGCUAGCUGAGCGAUAUGGAUUGAAAGAGACUCACCAUGUCUACCUUGAAGAAUCUGUGGCGAUGUUUCUCGAGACUGUUGGUCAAGAUAAGACGAAGCGGGAUAUUGCUGCAAGGUAUCAAAGAUCAUUGGUUACAGUCCAACGGAAGCUUGAUGAUGUUUUGAGUGCUAUUCUGAAGUUUGCGGAGGAUACAUUAAGACCACAAGAAGGCGAGUUUGGAAGAGUGAGUCCUGUUUUGAGAAAUGAUGAUCGGUAUUGGCCUCAUUUCAGAGAUUGUGUUGGAGCACUCGAUGGAACUCAUGUGCCGGUUCGCCCUCCAAGUCAAAAUGCAGAAGCAUAUAAAGGUAGAAAGCAAGAUCCUACAAUGAAUGUUCUUGCUAUAUGUAACUUCGACAUGAAGUUCAUAUACGCAUAUCUCGGUGUACCUGGUAGAGCACAUGAUACGAAGGUCUUGACUCAUUGUGCGCGGAAUGAGGCUUCUUUCCCACAUCCUCCUCCUGGGAAGUAUUAUCUAGUUGACUCGGGAUAUCCAACUAGGACGGGGUAUCUUGGUCCGCAUCGGAGUAUGCGAUAUCAUCUUGGUCAGUUUGCUAGAGGAGGACCACCAGUUAGUGCACGAGAGUUGUUCAACCGAAAGCAUUCAGGAUUGCGAUCGGUGAUUGAGAGGACAUUUGGAGUAUGGAAAGCAAAAUGGAGGAUUUUGGAUCGUAAGCAUCCAAAGUAUGGUCUGGUCAAGUGGAUUAAGCUUGUGACAGCGACGAUGGCGCUACACAACUUCAUACGUGAUUCACAUCGGGAAGAUCAUGAUUUUGUACAAUGGCAAAGCGAUGAUGAUGGAGAAGGAGAAGGAGAAGCAGAAGGAGCUGAUGACUUGAUAACUAAAUCUACUUUCUGCGUCUGUGGCUGCGGCUGCGGCAAUGUCCUGCGUCUUAGAAACGAACAACAAGUUGCGUAUGCGGCUGCGGCUGCGGCUGAGUCUGCGGCUGCGGCUGAGUCUGCGGCUGCAAAACGAACAACAACCAAAGGAAUAGACGCAGCCGCAGCCGCAGACUCAGCCGCAGCCGCAGCCGCAGGAACAUGCGUCAAUGAAACGAACAGCCCUAACAAAGAAGUCCAAAAGGAGAUUCAACUCACCUGGGAGGCAAAGUGUCAGCACUUACCUGGUAGCCGCUUCCAUAUUGCUCUCAAGAGAUGCUGA
Messenger RNA from Brassica napus (rape), 1443 nucleotides. RefSeq names its product protein ANTAGONIST OF LIKE HETEROCHROMATIN PROTEIN 1-like. The transcript is spliced from 4 exons. Bases 1 to 1443 code for a protein of 480 amino acids. The record is from RefSeq and is a predicted model, not a curated record. NCBI's taxonomy places the organism in Eukaryota, Viridiplantae, Streptophyta, Magnoliopsida, Brassicales, Brassicaceae.